Medicago truncatula (barrel medic) is the source of this 2724-nucleotide messenger RNA. RefSeq lists its product as uncharacterized. NCBI's taxonomy places the organism in Eukaryota, Viridiplantae, Streptophyta, Magnoliopsida, Fabales, Fabaceae. The record is from RefSeq and is a predicted model, not a curated record. Gene Ontology annotation, cellular component: membrane. The transcript is spliced from 8 exons. Bases 1493 to 2545 code for a protein of 350 amino acids.
UAUCUGUGUAAAGACUCCAAUUCAACCACUGUUAUAGUCUUCCAUAACAUGGCAAAUUGAAGUUUCAAUCUCAACUAAGAUAUGUAUUUACAUUUACUGUCCGACAAUGUCAUUACCUAUGUAUCUCCGAGGAAAAGAAAACUCAAUUCAUAUUAUUCAAAUAUUUCAUAGAAAGAUAGGCAAGAGAAAAGAGCAUAGGGAAAUCGAGAUAAUCCAUUUAUUUUAUUCUCUUUUUCUUUUGGCCCUGCCAUCCUUUUCUCUGUUAGUUAACACUUUAUUUUCUUUAUCAUCAAGUCAUGACUCAUGCAAUGAAACAAAACGAUUCUUAUUUCUUGGAAUACAUGAAGCAUCUUCACUCCAAGCAUUCCAAUACAAAACCCAAAUACAAUUGUUCCCUAUCUAGUCCUUUUCCUCUGUCUUUCUCUCUGUCGUUUUUAAAAAAAUACAAUAAUAGUAUUAACCCAAGAAAAGUUCACAAAAACAUGCAUGUCUUUUGUGUUGGGAAGUUGGGACUAAUUUAAUAUUUGCAUGGGAUUUAGAGUUUAAGCUUAAGACCACACUAAGAUUUUGGUUGGAUAACAAGAAAAGCAACACAAGAAGCUUAUGCUCCACGCACACCAUCUUUUUCUUUCCUAUAACUUUUUUAAAUUUUAAUAUUUGUUUUCUAUAUUCAAAGCAAAUUAGCAAAAGCAUUUUCUUCUCCUCUCUCUCACCUCCACUACCUAUGUUGCUUUAUCCUUUGCAACUUUAAACCUUUUCUUUGCUUAACAGGACUUAUAGAUGCAUCUUUUCCUUCUGCAUAGACCCAUUAACAAAGAACAAAUAUUGUCGGUUGUGUCUUUCUGUGCAAAAAUCUAUCCAAAGUUUAGAAUAGAAUCUCAACAUUAUCUGAUUAUUAAGUUCUUAUUUGGAUAAGCAAUUUAAUUAAGCGCUUAUAACAUAAGCGUCUAUUAUAUAAGAGUUUAUGUAUAAGCUGGCUGAUUCUGUAAUAAAAGAUAAGAAAUAGUCAAACCGCUUUCAUAUAAGCUAUACAAUGUUUCCAUAAGCUCUAGAAAACAAUCUCACUACGGCUUACGUUGAUAGAUAAGUUUAAAUAAACUAAUCGUAAACAUUAAUUAAUUAAUGUGGUCAAAAAGGUUAAGUAAUUCAACUUUUUAGAACUUCCUGGCCCCAAAAUAUUUGCACCUGUUCUGUUCCUGUUUCUGAAAUGCAUAAGAAACCCAUGUGCACUUUCCCAUUAUGACUCACUUUUGAUUGCAUAGAAUGGUCCAUUGAUUCUCCCUUAUUCUAGUGGUUCAUUUAUACGAUUCUACAGUUACUUUAUAGUCUUGUCCUUGCAAUGUGCUUUCCUUCAUUCCUUGGUUCUUAAUCUUAGUAUUAUGGAACAGUGGAUUUGAAUUUGAAUAUUAGACCCUCUUGUCAAAGUUUCAAUAUUAUCUUUAUAUUUGUUCAUUUUUCUUCAACAAUCUGAAGAAUAAUCAGAAGUAACACAAUGAACUUUGUGAUAGCCUAUUCCAGAGGAACUUGGCAUCCCAUCAUGACUUCUGAUACAACCAUCCAAAGUUACUGGUUGAAUUGGAAGGUUUUGGUUUGUGUCAUAUUAAUCAUACUUUCAACCAUCUUUUCAUCAUUUCUUAUAUGCAAGUACGAGGUUUUACUUUUAUCAUGGAAGCCAACAAGAAAUGAUGACAUGGAAAUCCAAAAAGAAACAUCAUCAUCAUCAAUUUUGUACGAGGAUGAAACUUGGAAGCCUAGCCUAAAGGGAAUUCACCCGGCAUGGUUGUUGGCUUUUAGAAUUUUUGCAUUUAUUGUGCUUAUGGUGCUUCUCAUACUCACUGUUACUACAGAUGGAGGAAGCAUUUUUUAUUAUUACACUCAGUGGACUUUUACCUCAGUAACCAUCUAUUUUGGGCUGGGAUGUUUGCUCUCCAUGCAUGGAUGUUACCAGCAUCAUAAGAAAGCGAGUGGCGAUAAGGUGAACAAUGUGGACGGAUAUUCUGAGCAAGGAAUUGAUGAUGCUUGUACACUGCCUCAAAGUUCUAAUCCAUCUAGUCAUGAUAAAGCUCCACAAGAACAUAUUAUCCGCCAACAUGCGGGCAUUUGGGGUUAUGUGUUUCAAAUAAUGUUCCAGAUUAAUGCAGGUGCUGUAAUGCUGACAGAUUGUGCAUUUUGGUUCAUAAUUGUUCCUUUUCUAACCAUCAAAGAUUACAACAUAAAUUUACUGACCAUAAGUAUGCAUACAAUCAAUGCUGUUUUCCUGCUAGGAGAUACAGCUUUAAAUUGCCUGAGGUUCCCUUGGUUUCGAAUAGGAUACUUUUGCCUGUGGACAGUUACAUAUGUCAUUUUCCAAUGGAUUGUUCAUGCUAUGGUUAAAAUCUGGUGGCCAUAUACAUUUCUUGACUUGUCAUCCCAAUAUUCUCCAUUAUGUUACUUUUCAAUGGGGUUACUGCAUAUUCCCUGCUAUGGCAUCUUUAUCUUAAUAAUGAAGCUGAAGCACAAUGUGUUGUCAAAACGGUUUCCUGACUCAUACCAAUGUGGCAGAUGACUUGGGCUUAGGAUUAGGCUAGUUUCUAUAGAAAAAGGGAAGAGUAGUAGUGACUAGUGAGAAAAACAAAAGGGAUUGUAAGUUGGUAUUCAUUUAUUGGUUUUUUUUCAUCAUAAGUAUUUACUUAUUGGAUGAAUAUAUUAUAUAUAAAGUAUAUCACAAUAUAUUUGUUUCUCGCA